GAUCAGUAAUUAGUCUCUGAACAUAUUCGCUUCUGAGUGACACAGUCUCUCCGUGAUGGUCUUUUUUAUUUGUGCAUUCAUGUUGGCAGUCAUUAUAGUUCCUUUUUAAAUUGUCUUCCUUGCGUUAUUUUGUAGAAUAAUCCAACUAUUACAACAUGUUUUGGUCCUGUCCCAACUUUUUUUGAGAUUUGUUGCAUGAGUCAAAUUUUGAAUAGCCACAUAUUUCCCUCAAUUAAUUAAUACUUAAGCCUGGCUUGAACAGUUGAUAUGUUGACCUUGUGCUAUUGUCCAACCGACAUCCAUUUGUGACAUCCCCAUGUAGAUCUCCCAGGAUUUCUCCAUAUUGCAGCCAGACGCGACAAACAAAUUAAUAUCCAACUGGACACACUUCACUGAGAAGAUUAUUGCCAUGGCUGGGAAGGAGAAGAUUGGAGACCUGCUCAACAUUGACAGCCUCUCUGAAGAAAGAAGAGGAGAUGUUGCGUUGCUCCUCCUUCCGAGGAUUAUCCCUCCAACUACCUACAAGCAAGGCCGGAAAUACAUGAGACCUAGUCAGCUUGAAACGUCAAGGGCGUUCAUUGAUGAACAACCUGUUGGCACCAACAUUCCGGAGUACCUUGCAAAAAGAACUUCUGAAGCAGGUAUCCUGGAGAUCACGUCAGUUGAUGUUGGCAUCGUGGCCGUCAGGGGUCUCCAUAGCAACUACUACUUGGCGAUCAACAAGAAAGGGGACGUCUAUGGCGCUCGAGAGUACGGCAUGAACUGUAAGCUGAAGGAGCGCAUCGAGGAGAACGGCUACAACACGUACGCCUCGGCCGAGUGGCGGAACAGGAAGCGCCAGAUGUUCGUGAGCCUGAGCGCCAACGGGAGGCCGCUACGGGGACGGAAGACCAGGAGGAAGAACUCCGCCACCCACUUCCAGCUCACUGCUGCACCGUGGAGGUAG
Molecule: messenger RNA, 946 nt
Organism: Engraulis encrasicolus (European anchovy)
Lineage: Eukaryota; Metazoa; Chordata; Actinopteri; Clupeiformes; Engraulidae
Product: fibroblast growth factor 10-like
Exons: 5
Coding region: 410-946 (178 amino acids)
Biological process (GO): positive regulation of gene expression; cell differentiation; positive regulation of protein phosphorylation
Cellular component (GO): cytoplasm
Molecular function (GO): type 2 fibroblast growth factor receptor binding; chemoattractant activity; growth factor activity
Source: RefSeq, a predicted model, not a curated record